AGCUGGAAUCUUCACUUGCCUAUCUUGCGCCUACAGCAAGAUCACACUAGAUCUGCUGCAGAUUCACUCUGAGCUGGCGUCCCUUCGUCUUUACAAUCUCAUAGCCAUCGCGCUACUCCUUGCCCCUCCCCCUUCCCCUCUCAGCCACCCGCAGCCUCAACAGGUUCCUUUGGAUCCAAAUCCAUCCAUCCCUUCCCCGCAUCGAGACGCCCUAAACAUCAAAAGUUGUCCGGCGCCUUGGGAGGCAGACUGCAGAAUGGCGCGCGUGUACGCAGAUGUCAACCAGCAGAUGCCACGGUCCUACUGGGACUAUGACAGUGUCAACAUCACCUGGGGUGUGCUGGAGAACUACGAGGUAGUUCGUAAGAUUGGUGAGGCGCCCUUUGCAAAACACCACAACCCACCAAGCAAAUGAUCUACGAUACUAAUCUGCCGGUCACCUAGGACGAGGAAAGUACUCGGAGGUCUUCGAAGGAAUCAAUGUCGUCAACUACCAAAAGUGCGUUAUCAAGGUACUGAAGCCGGUGAAGAAGAAGAAGAUAAAGAGGGAAAUCAAGAUUCUACAGAACCUCUCCGGCGGACCCAACAUAGUCGCACUUCUAGACGUGGUUCGCGACCAGCAAGUAAAUCUCUCUCCUUCUUCAAAUUAUUUCGGCGUUGUUCCCAAAGCUGGGGUUGGCAUAACCGGCGAUGAUGGAUACGUCCCUUCCGAUCAAGAAACAGACGACUCAUACAUGAUGCAGAGCAAAACGCCUUCCCUCAUAUUCGAAUAUGUCAACAACACGGACUUUCGAAGUUUGUACCCAAAGUUUGUCGACUACGAUGUCCGAUAUUACAUUUAUGAGCUGCUUAAGGUAGUGUUAUUGGCUUCUGACAAUGGGAGAAUUGAUUAUUGAUUGUGGGUAGGCCCUUGACUUUUGUCACAGCAAAGGCAUCAUGCACAGAGACGUAAAGCCUCACAAUGUUAUGAUUGACCACGAAAACAGAAAGGUAUUUAGAUAUGCUGAUAUUUUGGUUUUCGGCUACUGAUACGCACUAGUUGCGGCUAAUCGAUUGGGGUCUCGCCGAGUUUUACCACCUAGGCACCGAAUACAACGUCCGCGUUGCGUCGAGAUAUUUCAAGGGUCCAGAAUUGCUUGUUGAUUUCCAAGAGUACGACUACUCUCUUGAUAUGUGGUCUUUGGGUGCUAUGUUUGCAUCGAUGAUCUUCCGAAAGGAGCCUUUCUUCCACGGCAACAGCAACUCGGACCAACUUGUCAAGAUUGCCAAGGUGUUGGGUACCGAGGAUUUGUUCGAUUACCUUGACAAAUACGAAAUCGAACUCGAUGCCCAAUACGACGAUAUUCUAGGCAGAUUCCAGAAGAAGAGCUGGCACAGUUUUGUCAACUCCGAAAACCAAAGAUUUGUCAGCAAUGAGGCUAUUGAUUUCUUGGAUAAAUUACUUAGAUACGAUCACCAGGUAAAAUCUCUUAUGAAAUUCCCUCAAUAUCCUCUAACAUUUUUCUAGGAGCGUUUGACCGCUAAGGAAGCUAUGGCCCACCCAUACUUUGCACCAGUCCGAGCCAACGAACAGCAAGGUCGAAUCACAUCUGGUACCUCUUCUUCUGCUUUAGUGUGAAGCAAACACAGGAAUGACGGACAGUAUUCUCACUCAAGAAAAAAAAAAGCGACAGUUCAAUCCCCACACUUCCUGAUGAAUGUUGCAACGCGAACAGAAAAUAUCCUACAAGCCCCCUUUUUCUUUAUGUCACUUAAAGCAUGAUGGCAGUAUGGACUGCUACCCCGGGGAAGAAUGUUGGCCAUGGGAAAUGGGG
This is a messenger RNA of Hymenoscyphus albidus, 1814 nucleotides long. The record is from the annotation of a GenBank genome assembly. NCBI's taxonomy places the organism in Eukaryota, Fungi, Ascomycota, Leotiomycetes, Helotiales, Helotiaceae.